CUCGUGAUACUCUGGGCGAGUUCGCGGGCGGGGUGUGGGUCGCGAGCCGCCGUGGGAGCGCGUGUCGCGGUCCCCAGGAGCCGGCGGCCGACGCUCCGCCCCGCCCCCUUGGCGCGCAGGUCCCGCGCUAGCUCGUGCACGCGCGCACGCGCGCACCCGCCAGAGGCUUGUUUGAGGCCCGCGGGGACGGGGCGGGCGGAGGCCGGGCUGCUGAAGGGCGAGGGGAGGAGCCCGAGCCGUCGCUGCUGCCGCCGCUGAGGGAGAGGAGCAUGUCUGCAACUCGAGCCAAGAAAGUGAAGAUGGCCACCAAAUCAUGCCCCGAGUGCGACCAACAGGUUCCUGUUGCAUGUAAAUCAUGUCCUUGUGGUUACAUAUUUAUUAGCAGAAAACUUUUAAAUGCAAAACACUCAGAGAAAUCACCGCCUUCUACAGAAAACAAGCAUGAGGCCAAGAGGAGGCGAACAGAGAGAGUUAGGAGAGAGAAGAUAAAUUCUACAGUAAAUAAAGAUUUAGAAAACAGAAAGAGGUCUCGAAGUAACAGCCAUUCAGAUCAUAUCAGACGAGGAAGAGGAAGACCUAAAAGUGCAUCUGCCAAAAAACAUGAGGAAGAAAGAGCAUCUUGCUCUGUCACCCAGGCUGGAGUGCAGUGGCGCGGUUCAUGGCUCACUGCAGCCUCAACCUCCAGGGCUCCGGUGAUUCUUCCCUCAGCCUCCUGAGUAGCUGGGACUACAGGGUGCAGGAAACCUAUGCCGAGGACUAUUUUAGAAGGGAAACUAGGUAAAGAAAAGUCAGCAGAGAAAAAGGAAAAGAAAUACUGCGUGGCUCAGAAAACAACAUUCUUUUCAGUUGAAGGAGAGGGAAUGCAGCUGAAAGAAGAGAAUGCUUCUGGUGGUGGGUGAGAGAAGAUGAGAAAGCAGAUAAUGACAGUCUUUAGCUGGGGAAAUGAAGUCUAUAUACUUGUGGUAGAACUGUAUAUAUGCAGGAUUUCAGCUUUUAUUUCAUGAUUACUUGAAAAAAGAAGCAUUUAUUUGGCUGUAAAUAUUUUUUAGGCAUUUUCUGUUUAUUACAGAAAAAUUUUAAGGAAGCUAUUUCUAGAGUAAGAUAUGCUUUUAAUUUUUUUGUUUUUGAUACAAAUUGCAGGAAAUUGCUUAAAUUAAUUUUUGUAGCACAAACUGAAAUCUUAUGUAGACUGUGAAGUCAUUACACUUUUUCUGUAAAGAGCCAGAUAGUAAAUGUUUUAGGCUUUGUGGGCCAUACUAUCUCUGUCACAACUACUCAGCUCUGCCAUUGUAGCUGGAAAGCAGCCAUAAACUAUGCAUAAAUGAAUGGGCAUGCCUGUGUUCCAGUAAUACUUUAUAAAGCAGGUGGUGGGCCACAUUUGGUACUUGUACUGUAGUUUGCCAAUCUCUUUCUUUCUUUUUCUUUCCUUGCUUUUUUUUUUUUUUUUUCCUUCUGAGAUAGGGUCUCACUCUGUUACCCAGGCUGGAGUGCAGUGAAGUGAUCAUGGCUUACUUCAGCCUCAAACUCCUGGGCUCAAGUGAUCCUCCUGCCUCAGCCUUCCAAGUAGCUGGGACUAGAGGUGCACGCCACCAUGCCAGGCUACUUUUUUUACUUUUAGUAUAAAUGAGGUCUCACUAUGUUGCUCAGGCUGGUCUCAAACUCCUGGGCUCAAGGGAUCCUUUCAGCUUGGCCUUCCAAAGUGCUGGGAUUGCAGGCAUGCAUGAGCCACUGCACUCGGCCUAGUUAGCCAGUCUUUGUUGUAAACCAUUGUACUCUUAAAUAUAAUAUGGACAAGAACUAUUAGGUUGGUGCAGAAGUAAUUGCGGUUUUACUUUUGUACCAGUCUAACAUGAACUUUUGAAAUGUCUGUGUUUUAGAAUAGAUUUCUUGGAUAUGCUUCUUAGUGCUAAAUAGCUAUUUAGUUGGUUUUUAUUGAUUCCUUGCUCUUAGAGCAUUUGAAAAUUUUGAAGCAAGUUUUAACUUUAUUUUAACCAUGAAUUAAGGAAAACCUGACAAUAUGUCUAAAAAACCUAACUUAAAAAUGGACUUUUCUAUCUAGUCAGAUGAGAGAUCCAAAGGGGGAAAAAUGACUUUUCUAUUUUGAAACAGAAUAAGAAGGAAGAAUGGAAAAGGAAAGCUUGUUAGACAUCAUCAUAAUAAUAUAUCUUUAUAAAGUCAUAAAAACAAAUCAUUAAACAACAAUUUUUGGUUAGUCUAAUGUAAGUCUUCGUUUUAUAUAUAAGGGUAUUCUGAAUAUUAUAAUAUAGAAGUGACAUUUUGACUGAUUAAAAUAUGUUAGGCAAUUCUGAACAUCAUAUUAAUGAACUUAAGAAUGAAUGGGUCAGGCGUGGUGGCUCACGCCUGUAAUCCCAGCACUGUGGGAGGCUGAGGCUGGUGGAUCACGAGGUCAAGAGAUCAAGACCAUCCUGGCCAACAUGGUGAAACCCCGUCUCUACUAAAAAUACAAAAAAAAAUUAGCCGGGUGUGGUGGUGCAUGCUUGUAGUCCCAGCUACUUGGGAGGCUGAGGCAGGAGAAUCAGUUGAGCCCAGGAGGCGGUGGUUGCAGUGAGCUGAGAUCGCGUCACUGCACUCCAGCCUGGCGACAGAGUGAGACUCUGUCUCAAAAAAAAAAAAAAAAAGAAUGAAUGUAGACUUCAAGCUGAAGAUUGUGGAUUGAAGAAACACAUCUAGCUCUAAACUCCUUUGGGGAAAUCUAACAAAGAAACUGAUUUUUAUUACACAGUUACCUAAAAGUCAGGAAUUUGUGUAUCAGUUAUGUCUGGAAGUAGAAGUGAAAUUGAGGCUAAAAAUGAGAAGAUUGUUUGCAAGUCUUUUUAUGAAUAGCCCGCUAGGACUGUUUACCCUCUUAUCCCCCAAGUUUAUCCUUUGAAAAAGGUAAAUAAUACAGUCUUUGGUCUCAGGAACACCAGGUGUCUGUUGACAGCCAGGAUACCAUGUUAAGAUCAGGAAGCCUAGGUGAAAAUUGGACAUAGUAAAUACUGAGUUCUUGAGUUUGGCUUAUUAGCGUCCAGGUAAAAAAAGAUUGAACAUAUCUUCUCUAGAGAAUCCGAAGGACUGAAGAGAAAAGGCCCUAAAUAAAGAUACUCUCAUUAGAGAUUCACAGAGAAGUGGCCUAAUUGGAUCAUCCUAAUCUGAUGACUACAGUCAAGCUCCACAUAUGUGUACGUUUCUAAUCAGCUUCUUUGGUCACUCUCCUAAAUAUGAGCAUAUUGCCAAGAAUUACUCAGAUAUCUGGAAGAAAGCAUCUAUUAUAGUAUGAAAAUCUAAGACCAAAUCAACAGGAGAGAAAAAAUAACUUGGAAAAAAGCAAGUUUUUGCAGGGAAAAGAAAAACUAUAAAUAUAAACUAUUAUUAAUAUCUUUAGCAAAAGAAGUAAUUGUAAUUGUAAAACGAACAAGAUGAUAUUUAAAAGGAAAUUGCAGAGGUCAAAAAGCCAGUUGGAAAAUGAACUUUAAAAUAUUCCAAAAAACCCCAAAACAUAGAUGAUACACAGAAAUGAACAACUUUAAUAAAAGGCUUAAAGAUAAAAUUGAAGAAAGGUUCCAGAAAGUAUAGCAAUUGAAAAGAGAUGGAAAAAACAAAAUGGAAACCGUAAGAAAUUUAGAGGACCAGUGUGAGGUCUGACAUCUGUAAAUAAUUUAAAGGUUCAGAUAAGGAACAUGGAAGAUGGAGGAGAAGGAAGUCAUCAACGACUUUAACAAUGGCAGUUAUUUAUUCAAGAAAAUUUUUCCAACCAGAAGGGACAUUGAGUUUCUUUGUUAAAAGGGCCUACAAAUUCCCAGUCUAAUGGAUGGUUAAAAAGAGAAAUUAUACCAGAGUUUGUCAUCAUAUCUCAUAUCUUUUGUUAAAGAAAAUUUUUCAGGUUUUCAGAAAAAAGAAAA
Messenger RNA from Pongo pygmaeus (Bornean orangutan), 3902 nucleotides. RefSeq names its product chromosome 18 C16orf87 homolog (gene HDIP1). Lineage: Eukaryota; Metazoa; Chordata; Mammalia; Primates; Hominidae. Bases 270 to 716 code for a protein of 148 amino acids. The record is from RefSeq and is a predicted model, not a curated record. The transcript has 5 exons.